UCCCAAUUGGUGCACGAUUGCAUCCGUAUGGACCUCUUGUACCGACUACGCUGGAAUCUGUUGGCCGACCUAAGUGAUAUCAAGAUUGUCUCGGGGCCCAAAAAUGGAGAGGAAAUCGGUCCGUUUUUCGAGCAUGCGGAUGCGGAUGCAGACUUCGGCCUGCCUAGCGUGAGCCGUAUCGAGGUCAACAGUCGCGAAUGUGACGAGAAAUUUCGACUCUCGUACGAUAGUGAGCCCGAGGAGGACGGCUAUCGACCUCCGCCCCCACUCAUCAUCCAAAACGAGGAUGGAGGAUCGAUUACAUUCAGGCAGUUCGUCACCGAGGUCCAUGCAUAUUUGAACGAGCACUUGGAUGAAGUCAAGAAAGCUCAGCGAGUAAUGGCUGCAGAGCCUUGGUCGGAGACACUCUUGUACUUCCGACGCGCUUGGCCAUACGAGACUGAGGAUGGUAACGUCGUUGUCUAUGUCGAGAUGAUGCCCCGCGCGGCAGAUGCUAAAUUCAGGGACAUACUUUGGAACCAACAAUUAACAAAGGCUCAUGAGUAUGAAAGGAAAAUUCAGGGCCGUCGAUUCCGCCUUAUCAAGCCGAAAUAG
Messenger RNA from Bipolaris victoriae FI3, 594 nucleotides. RefSeq lists its product as hypothetical. The record is from RefSeq and is a predicted model, not a curated record. Lineage: Eukaryota; Fungi; Ascomycota; Dothideomycetes; Pleosporales; Pleosporaceae. The annotation marks the transcript as partial. The transcript has a single exon.